This is a messenger RNA of Solanum dulcamara, 1425 nucleotides long. Its product is annotated as 12-oxophytodienoate reductase-like protein. NCBI's taxonomy places the organism in Eukaryota, Viridiplantae, Streptophyta, Magnoliopsida, Solanales, Solanaceae. The record is from RefSeq and is a predicted model, not a curated record. Bases 326 to 1399 code for a protein of 357 amino acids. The transcript has 5 exons. Gene Ontology annotation, molecular function: oxidoreductase activity; FMN binding.
UAUAUAUAUAAAUUUUAAAAAAUUAUCUUAUAUAUAACGUAAUUUUUUAUCGGAGAGUGCGGAUGAACACCCUCACAACCCCUAGAUCCACCCUGAUUACAGCUUGUCAUACAAAUUAUUAUUUUCCAAGGUGUCGAAAUAAUAAUACAAAAUUUUAUCUAAAAUAUCAUUAGCUAUUAUAAUAUUACAUUUGUUACUUUUCCCUUGAAGUUAGCAUUAUUAGAAAAUAGAAUACAUAACAUUACAAAAAUGGCAAAGCUACUCUAUAAAUUCGAACACUUGCUAAGUUUAUGAAUCAACCAAGAAAAGAAAUCAAAUUGAGAAUAUGGCAACAAACUCCACAGCAAUUCCUCUCCUCACUCCUUACAAAAUGGGGAGAUUCAACCUCUCUCAUAGAGUAGUGAUGCCACCAAUGACAAGGAACAGAUCAUAUAAUAACACUCCACAGCCACAUGCUAUUGAAUAUUAUGCUCAAAGAGCCACUAAUGGGGGUUUUCUCAUUUCUGAAUCAGCUAGUGCCUCUGAUAUUUCCAAAGGGUCCCCAAAUAUGCCUGGAAUUUGGACAGAAGAUCAAAAAGAGGCUUGGAAACCCAUUGUUGACUCUGUUCAUAGCAAAGGUGGUAUCUUUUUUUGCCAAAUUUGGCAUCCAGGGAGGAUAUUCGACUCAAGACUAAACAAUUGGUGGUUUCUUUGGACUAACGCUGCAGCACCUCAUGAUGGUGCGUGCAUGGAACCAACACUAAGGCAACUAAGCACAAAUGAACUCGCUCACAUUGUCGAUGAUUUUAGAAUUGCAGCCCGUAAUGCUAUUGAAGCUGGAUUUGACGGAGUUGAGAUUAACUCAGCAAACAGCUACAUAAUUGAACAAUUUUUGAAUGAUCAAGUCAAUGAUAGGAGGAGUGAUGAAUAUGGUGGAAGCAUAGCGAAUCGUUGUAGAUUUGCUCUUGAAGUUAUAGGGGCAAUUGUGAAUGAAAUUGGAGGAGAUAGAGUUGGAAUAAAACUUUCCGUCUUAUCGGAAUUGUAUGGAAAAAAGGACUCGAACCUAGAAGCCCUAUCGACUUAUUUAGCAAGUCAACUCACUAAGCUCGGAGUUUUAUAUCUUCAUGUGUUCGAACCAAAGGACGAACCUCGUAAUAAUUGCCUUCAAUUUAUAAGGAGGUCAUUUAAAGGGACACUUAUUGCUUCGGGUGGCUAUAAUAAAAAUGAGGGAGAUAUGGCUAUUUCUGAAAAUUGUGCAGAUUUGGUCUCAUUUGGACGUUUGUUUUUGGCUAAUCCAGAUUUGCCCAAACGUUUUGAGGUUAAUGGGCCGUUGAACAAGCAUGAUAGGAGUACUUUUUACAAGAAUGACCCAAUUGUGGGUUACACUGAUUACCCAUCUCUUCAACUUGAAUUUACUUAAUUUCGAAAGACGGAAUAAUUUGGUAA